AUGAUUACACCAACUUUUCAUGCUAAAUCGACUACGCUUCAAGUAGUGAAAGGUUUUAAUGCAAAUAUUGAUGGAAAACUUGUUCUCAUUACUGAUUGUAUCGCAAUUGAAACAGCUCGUGCAUUAGCAACAGUAAAUGCACAUGUGGCUAUUAAAGCACGAGAUAUGAAUAAAAGUGUAGAAGUUGUAGAAGAUCUUAAAAAAACAACUAGCAAUGAUAAAAUCGAAGUGAUGAAACUUGUUCUAAUAGAACAUUCAGUUAUUGAUCUAACAUAUAUUUCUAUCAUUCUAUUAACUAUAGACAAUGGCGGUGUUAUAAUAUGUCCAUAUGGAAAAAUAGUUAACGGUUUUGAAACUCAAUUUCGUGUUAAUCAUUUAAGUCAUUUUCUUCUUGCUACACGUCUUAUACCUAAAGUUAAAGUAGGUACACCAUCACAUGUUGUUAUCGUUAGUUCACUUGCAAACAGACGUUGUGGUAUUAAUUGGGAAGAUAUUAAUUGA
This is a messenger RNA of Rotaria sordida, 501 nucleotides long. The record is from the annotation of a GenBank genome assembly. Lineage: Eukaryota; Metazoa; Rotifera; Eurotatoria; Philodinida; Philodinidae.